Messenger RNA from Eupeodes corollae, 728 nucleotides. It is a transcript of the gene Mettl5, whose product is annotated as rRNA N6-adenosine-methyltransferase Mettl5. Gene Ontology annotation, molecular function: rRNA (adenine-N6-)-methyltransferase activity; nucleic acid binding. Gene Ontology annotation, biological process: rRNA methylation. The transcript is spliced from 3 exons. The record is from RefSeq and is a predicted model, not a curated record. Bases 1 to 648 code for a protein of 215 amino acids. NCBI's taxonomy places the organism in Eukaryota, Metazoa, Arthropoda, Insecta, Diptera, Syrphidae.
AUGGCACGAAUGAAGCUGAAGAAACUCGAGGAAUACCUGCAGAGUGUGGAUGGCUUCGAGAAUCCCAAAGUGAAUCUUGAGCAAUACCCAACUCCGCCACAUAUUGCCAGUUGCAUGAUUUACAAUAUCCAAUCUCGAUACGAGGAUAUUGAGGGUAAAUUUGUUGGAGACUUGGGUUGCGGCUGUGGCAUGUUAAGUAUUGGUUCAUUCCUUUUGGGUGCGAAUCUUACCAUUGGCUUCGAAAUUGAUGAAAGUGCAAUUGAGACAUUCCGUUCGAAUGUGUUUGAAAUGGAAAUUCCGGGUGUCGAUUGUAUACAGUCGGAUGUUUUGCAUUUAGAGAGUUUUUCCAAAUGGAAUAACGCAUUUGAUACUGUGGUUAUGAACCCACCAUUUGGCACAAAGAACAACAGCGGAAUGGAUAUGCGUUUCUUGCAAACUGGCAUUGAACUUGCUUCUAACUCAGUUUAUUCUUUGCACAAAACAUCAACAAGGGAAUACAUCAAUAAAAAAGCCAAAGAAUGGGGCGUUAAGAGCGAAGUUGUGGCCGAGCUCAGAUACAACAUCGAAUCCAGCUACAAGUUUCAUAAAAAACAAUCCGUCGACAUCGAUGUUGACUUUUGGAGGUUUGACGUUAUAAACAAACAGUAAUUAUAAAAUUAAAAAUAAUUUGUUAAAUGUUGGUUUUUCUAUCUACAUAAUUCUCUCACAAAAUAAAUGUUUUAAUAUUU